This is a messenger RNA of Columba livia (rock pigeon), 3581 nucleotides long. It is a transcript of the gene CHERP, whose product is annotated as calcium homeostasis endoplasmic reticulum protein. Gene Ontology annotation, molecular function: RNA binding. Gene Ontology annotation, cellular component: perinuclear region of cytoplasm. The transcript is spliced from 18 exons. Gene Ontology annotation, biological process: intracellular calcium ion homeostasis; RNA processing. Bases 132 to 2861 code for a protein of 909 amino acids. NCBI's taxonomy places the organism in Eukaryota, Metazoa, Chordata, Aves, Columbiformes, Columbidae. The record is from RefSeq and is a predicted model, not a curated record.
GGCCGCGCGUGCCCUGCGCCGUCUCCAUAGCGACCGGGCCGUAAAGCGCGGCUGCGCGUGCCGCCUGGCCUCUCGCGGCACUUCCGGCCGGUGCGGCCUAGCGGCGGCGGCGCCCCCGUUGUCCCGCAGCCAUGGAGAUGCUGCUGCCGCCCGACGACCAGGAGCUGCGGAAUGUCAUCGACAAGCUGGCGCAGUUCGUGGCGCGGAACGGGCCCGAGUUCGAGAAGAUGACGAUGGAGAAGCAGAAGGAGAACCCCAAAUUCUCCUUCCUCUUCGGGGGCGACUUCUACGGCUACUACAAGUACAAGCUGGCCCUGGAGCAGCAGCAGCUGUUGUGCAAGCAAAGUCAAGAUAUCGAAGCUACCACCCAGAUCCAGCCACUGCCACAACCGUCGCUGCCCCCGGCUGCGCCUCUCCCAGCUCCCCAGGGCACCCCGUCCGUGGAGGAGCUGAUCCAGCAGAGUCAGUGGAACCUGCAGCAGCAGGAGCAGCAUCUCCUCGCUAUGAGACAGGAACAAGUCACGUCAGCAGUGGCCCUUGCAAUUGAGCAACAGAUGCAAAAAGUGUUGGAGGAAACCCAGUUAGACAUGAACGAAUUUGACAACUUGCUGCAGCCAAUAAUUGACACUUGUACGAAAGAUGCGAUCUCAGCUGGCAAGAACUGGAUGUUUAGCAACGCAAAGUCUCCCGCGCACUGCGAGCUGAUGGCCGGGCACCUGCGCAAUCGCAUCACGGCCGAAGGGGCUCACUUCGAGCUCCGCUUGCAUCUCAUCUACUUAAUCAAUGACGUUUUGCAUCACUGCCAGCGAAAGCAAGCGCGGGAUCUUCUGGCUGCUUUGCAGAAGGUGGUUGUGCCUAUUUAUUGUACGAGUUUCCUGGCGGUGGAGGAGGACAAGCAACAGAAGAUUGCCAGACUUCUUCAGCUAUGGGAGAAAAAUGGGUACUUUGAUGAGUCAAUUAUUCAGCAGUUGCAGAGCCCGGCUCUUGGACUCGGCCAGUACCAGGCAAAUCUGAUCACUGAAUACGCCACGGUAGUGCAGCCUGUACAGGUCGCCUUCCAGCAGCAGAUGCAGAACCUGAAAACUCAGCACGAAGAGUUCGUGAACAGUUUGACGCAGCAGCAGCAACAGCAGAUCCCAAUCCCCCCGCUGGAGAACGAGGUGAAAUCAACGCCCCCGCCUCAGGCGCCCAGCGCAGCGCCCGCCUCGGCCCCGCCGUCCGCUCCCGUCACGCAAGCAGAUGAUGGUAAAUCCCAGCUGCCUCUGGCUGGUUCUACAGAAUACGACACAACAGGGUCUGGCGUGCAGGACCCUGCCUCUGGUGGACCACGCGGCCCUGGAUCUCACGAUCAGAUUCCUCCAAAUAAACCGCCCUGGUUUGACCAACCUCACCCUGUUGCACCGUGGGGUCAACAACAGGGACCACCUCAUUGUCCUCCGUGGAAUAACAACCAUGAAGGAAUGUGGAAUGAACAGAGAGAUCAAGGUUGGAAUAAUCAGCGCGAGACACCCUGGAACAACCAGCCCGAUCCGUCUUGGAACAACCAGUUUGAAGCGCCGUGGAACAACCAGCACGAACAACCUCCAUGGGGUGGGGGUCAGAGGGAACCUCCAUUUCGAAUGCAACGGCCACCUCACUUCAGAGGCCCAUUUCCUCCACAUCAGCAACAUCCCCAAUUCAACCAGCCCCCGCAUCCGCAUAAUUUCAACCGCUUUCCACCUCGCUUCAUGCAGGAUGAUUUUCCACCUCGCCAUCCCUUUGAAAGGCCUCCUUAUCCUCAUCGUUUUGAUUACCCCCAGGGGGAUUUUCCUCAAGAAAUUGGACCUCCUCACCAUCACCCUGGUCACAGAUUGCCUCAUCCUGGCAUCAGCGAGCAUCCUCCCUGGGGAGGGCCACAGCACCCUGAUUUUGGGCCUCCCCCGCACGGAUUUAACGGGCAGCCCCCCCACAUGCGGCGCCAAGGGCCCCCUCACAUGAAUCACGAUGACCCCAGCCUGGUGCCAAACGUUCCCUACUUUGAUCUUCCUGCCGGACUGAUGGCUCCGCUCGUGAAACUUGAAGAUCAUGAGUAUAAACCUUUAGAUCCUAAAGAUAUACGUCUUCCACCCCCAAUGCCCCCCAGUGAGAGACUCCUGGCUGCGGUUGAGGCAUUUUAUAGUCCACCAUCUCAUGACAGGCCUAGAAACAGUGAGGGCUGGGAGCAGAACGGACUGUACGAAUUCUUCAGAGCUAAAAUGCGAGCGAGGCGGAGGAAAGGUCAGGAGAAGAGAAACAGUGGCCCUUCCCGGUCUCGCAGUCGGUCUAAGAGCCGAGGUCGCUCGUCCUCCCGCUCCAAUUCACGAUCUUCGAAAUCGUCUGGCUCCUAUUCGAGGUCACGAUCUCGCUCUUGCUCUCGAUCACGAUCCUAUUCGCGCUCUCAGUCCAGAAGCCGGAGCAGGUCCCGCUCCUCUCACAGCCGCUCGCGGUCGCGGUCGCGAUCACGAUCCAAGUCGUACUCCCCGGGGAGGCGGCGCCGGUCCCAGUCUCGCAGCCCCACUCCUCCUUCUUCUGCUGGUUUGGGCUCCAGCUCUGGGCCUCCCAUACCAGAAUCAAGACUUGGAGAAGAAAAUAAAGGCCAUCAAAUGCUGGUGAAAAUGGGAUGGAGCGGAUCUGGUGGGCUGGGAGCCAAGGAACAAGGAAUCCAGGAUCCGAUUAAAGGAGGGGAUAUCCGGGACAAAUGGGAUCAGUACAAAGGAGUGGGAGUUGCGUUAGAUGACCCUUACGAAAACUACCGAAGAAACAAGAGUUACUCGUUUAUCGCACGCAUGAAGGCCAGAGAAGAAUUGAAGCGUGAAACGCAAGACCCUCCACCACCCGAAUAAGACUCUCUGAAGAAAGAUGUCUUGCAUCUUCUACAAAACAUUAAACUUGUAUAAAUCCGGAUUAAAGUCUGGAGGAAGUGACAAAUGAAUUACUUUUAAAACUAUGGUGACAAAUGGAAAGCUAGGACAUGCACUUCAGCACUUGUCGUUUAGUGUUUAAAAAGGCCAGUCGUAACUAUGACAUGUCUAGCAAGUUUAAGAAUUUCCAUUUAUUUUGCAAAAUUUUUUAAUUAGUUACCCAUUUUAUACUAGAACGACUCCCCAGCCAACUCUCCCUGUGUAGGAUCGUGCCCCAUUCAUUCCUGUGGAAUACAGACGUUAUCUGAUCCGGUUGUGUGUUCUCUAGUUCCAUAAUGUAUGUUUAUUUCUCUCAAAAGGUUAAUUCUAUUUGAAGUGGAGGGGUGCUGCCUUGGGAUCAAGUCACACUGAUGCUGAGCAGUGUAUCCUAAUGUCUAAAUGGGGAAUGACGCAUCUAGUUCCAGUACAGGUGACCUGCGAGCGCUGGGCGAGCUCGUUAGGACCCACCCUAACGAGCCAACCUAACGCCCCUCCACACCAGCUGCUGCACCCCAGCUCUGCUCGCAACACGAGGGGUCCCUGGCGCAGCUUGUCCAGCGCUCUGAGGGAUGUUCAAUGCUUUGUAACGGAAGACAUUCUUUAAGCUUUUUAUAUUUUUGUAUAUACCCUUUAAUAAAAGCUAAUUAGUUCACUAGAAGAGAA